This is a messenger RNA of Pelagomonas calceolata, 2040 nucleotides long. Lineage: Eukaryota; Pelagophyceae; Pelagomonadales; Pelagomonadaceae. The record is from the annotation of a GenBank genome assembly.
CUAAGCCAGAGCUGUGACUAAAGCCGACCUGACCGCCAGUAUGACACCCUUUCGGAGUAUACGGUGAGCGAGAGACCUCUCCAGGCUUGCGCUGUUACCUCAGUGGGCGCCCUGUUAAGCGAGAAGGGCCAGCGGUUACACUCUGCCGAGGCGAACCUGUUUCAGAGCGUUACCGUUGCUAGGCGCCGCGGUGCGUUGUUACACUAACCGAGGCCGCGCGGGACCGCUGCGCCGCAGCACAGCGUUACUCCGCCGCCGCCGCGCGGAUUUUUACCGAAAGCCGCGGCCCCCGUGACCCGCCGGCCCGACGCCUGAAACAGAAUGGCGCAGCACCGGCCCCACACGGAGCGGCCGCUCUACAAGAUGAGCGUCCAGCUCAUCGACACGUACAAGCUCAUCAACAAGGUUUGGAGCGGCGUCCUAGAGACGUCAAACGCGCGCGCUGGGGCCGAGCCGGGCGAGAGGGCCGCGAGAGCGCCCCGUGGCGCCGUUAUGACGGCGGAGGCGCGACGUACGAGCAUGAGGCGCGCCGCGAGAGGCGCCGCCCGUCAAAACCCCACCCGCAGAAAACGCUUCAACGUCAACCGCACAGGUCUACUACGAGAAAAAAGCAAAAAGGAAGGUCCAGCAGCGCGCGGCGGAAGCCCCCCAGUCCCAGUGGGACGACGAGCACCACGACUACAAGCUCGAGAUGGAGGACGCCUUCGGCGAGCACUAUACCAUCAAAGAGCGAAUAGGCAAGGGUAGCUUCGGCCAAGUUGUUCGGGCACGAGACGAGCGCACGGGCACGGACGUCGCGAUCAAGAUCAUCAAGUCCAAGAAGCCCUUCGCGCUGCAGGCCCAGACGGAGAUCGAACUGUUACGAGCAUUACGAAGUGCGGACAGAGACGACAAACAGAACAUCGUACGGCUCCUGGACCACUUCGUGUAUCGCGGCCACGAGUGUUUGGUCUUCGAGAUGCUUUCCUAUAAUCUGUACGAGCUGCUGAAGAACACGCAAUUCCACGGCGUUUCGUUGAAUUUGGUUCGGAAAUUCGCGAAGCAGAUUUUACAUGCGUUGGCGUUCCUCGCGCGGCCGGUGCGGACUCGGCGUCUGUUUCCGAACAUUUCUGAACUUCACGUUGCGUCGACGGCGUCGUCGCGAUGCCGCGCCGCCUCGACGCCGUCUUCGUGAUCGUCCGAGAGUCGACGCGUCUCGUGACGGCGUCCGUGCCGCGCAGGACGUGGCCGUGAUCCACUGCGACCUCAAGCCCGAGAACAUUCUGUUGAGGCAUCCCAAACGGAGCGCGAUCAAAGUGAUUGACUUUGGCUCGUCCUGUCGAUCGGACCGGCGGAUGUAUUCUUACAUCCAGUCGCGGUUCUACCGGUCGCCGGAGGUGAUGUUGGGGUUGCCCUAUACGGUCGCUAUUGACGUGUGGUCGCUCGGUUGUAUACUGAUAGAGAUGCAUACCGGUGAACCUCUAUUCUCCGGUUCGGAUCAAUUAGAUCAAAUGCGACGACUCGUGGAAGUCCUGGGCAUGCCGCCCGAGAGCAUGGUCGAGGCCGCCGAUAGAUCGACGCGGGACCAGUACUUCGUGGCCAAUCCUGCUGCCAGUCAACAGGGCGUCGCGACGCGGAGUCGAAGCACGUCCCAGAAACCGCCUCAUCGGUGGACGCUGAAGGCCAAGCCCGGGGAGCGAAACAAGCCCAUGGGCGAGCCGCGGGGCUUGUCUGACGUCGUCGGCGCCGACACGGGCGGUCCCGGAGGAAGACGGCGCGGCGAGGCCGGGCACGCUCCAGAAAACUACCGCCUCUUCGUCGAGUUCGUGCGGCGCAUGCUCGAGUACUCGCCGUCGGCGCGCGUCGAGCCCGCCGAUGCUCUGAGACAUCCGUUCUUGGACGAUAGGGCCUGGCAGCGCACCGAGCCGCCGCAGCGGCGGCGCGGCGACGCCAUGGACACGGAGCCGCCGCCGGCGCCGAGUGAUGAUAGGGACACGGAGGACGGCGCGACGCAGACGGAGCCAGGGGGGUCCUAAAAGUCUAGAAAAAAGCCAUGGAUGA